This is a messenger RNA of Closterium sp. Yama58-4, 2532 nucleotides long. NCBI's taxonomy places the organism in Eukaryota, Viridiplantae, Streptophyta, Zygnematophyceae, Desmidiales, Closteriaceae. The record is from the annotation of a GenBank genome assembly.
AUGUCGGGAUUUACCACCAAGGGCCGGCCGAUAGUGCCAGCGUUCGGCCUAUGGCGAACCGGCGGCAGCGAGGGCCAGACAGACGCGUCAUCAAUCUCGGAGGUGUUUCGGGAGGCGCGUAAAAAAGCCAAGCAGGCGAAGCAGCAGCAGCAGCAGCUGGCGUUAGAACCGCACGAGGAUAGCGAGAAGAUCUCUGUUAACGGAACUUUCUCUACUUCCUCCUCCUCCUCAUCAUCAUCCUCUGCUGCUACGCAACCUUGCUUCGAUUCCCAUUCCUCUUCCGCCUCCCACCCCGCUGUAGUAUCCCACCCUUCCACUACACCAUACCCUGCCACAGACCCAUACCCUUCCGCAGCGGCCAACUCGUUCGUCCUGUCAGUACCGCUUCAAGCAGGACCCAAGAAUGGCACCCAUUCGCCAACCUCUCAAGUCCACCCCACCGCAUCCGAGUCAAGUCCCAGCCUUUCGCCUCGCCACGCUCUCGCGUCUCCCCCGCGCAUCGAUACCUCUAAGACUUCGACCUUGGAAUCGUACCCCGGGACGGCUCGCUCUCCGCACUCGUCGCCGCGCCCUCCGGCGUUUUCGAUUAAAGCGACCGUCGCGUCGCUCGUGGGAAGCGUCAACCUGCUCAGCCUGAGCGACAGUUACGCCGCCGGCGACGCGUCGACGAUAUCCGCCGUGUUUCGCGACAAGAAGAAGAAGAUCCUGCAGGAGAAGCAGCAGCAGAAAGGACUGCUGCUCCUCUCUCCCACACGCGAAGACUCGUCCCCUCAGGCGCCCUCAGGUGUGACUUCAGGUGCUCCUUCAGGUGCCAUUCACAGUAAAACCGAGCCUUCACCUGAGAGGGCUGUACCGGGUGCGCAAUCGCUGACCCUGCUCAGCCUGAGCGACAGUUACGCCGCAGGCGACGCGUCGACGAUAUCCGCCGUGUUUCGCGACAAGAAGAAGAAGAUCCUGCAGGAGAAGCAGCAAAAGGGUUUCGCUCUCUCUCCCACGCGAGAGCUGACCGCCGGUGCUCAACGGUCCCCGCCGCGAAACGCAUGGUCGGGAAGCUCGAACGCCGUGCACCCGGAAACUCCGGCGGUAGUUCCCACGUGGCAUCCUCGUCAGCUUCAAGGCGGUCCGUCUGACGUGGACUCGGACGCGUCGGCGAUUUCUCUAGUUUUCCGGGAUAUGCGGCACAAGGCGCGGCAAGAAUCAAGGCGCGGGAAGGCGCGGGAAUUGAAGGAAGCUGGAGGUGACAUGAGAGUUCAAGCGAGCACAGGAGCACAAGUCCUAGCACAAGCAGUAGAAUCAAGAGCAACAGGCGUAGCAGCACCAGCAGCAGCAGCAGCAGCAGCAGCAGGUCCAGCCGCAGAGGGCGAGGCGUAUCCCGCCUCGCCAAUACAUGCUCUCGCGAGCCCCAACCGUCCCGAAUCCGACCAACCGGCCGUCGAUCUCUGGCCGUCUAGCUCGCCGGCCGCAGCAGCCGGACCGGCGGGGGAGAACGUGUCGCUAGUCUUCUGGUCGCGGCAGCAGGAAGCGGACUCGGGGGAAAACGCCAAGACGGCAAAAUUCGGAGAGAGGAUACGGAAGAAUGUAGGCGACGGUGAGGGGAAUGCUGUGGGAAGUACAGCGGAAGGAGCUGGGAUAGAGAGGGGAGCAGGAGGAGGAGGAGAAGGCGAGUUUGAGGCGUCGUUUAGAGCGUCGCACCCGCCUCAAUGCACGGCGCUCGGUAUGGCGCUUGAAGGAGCCCAGGCGACGGGGGUAGGGGCGGCGCAGGCGGCGGAGGGGGCGGAGGGGGCGGAGGGGGCGGAGGCGGCGGAGGGGGCGGAGGGGGCACAGGCGGAGGAAAUCGACGAGGACGUGUUGCACGCGUGUGUGGAUCCCGCAUACGCGGACCCGCGGCGGCAGUUCAUGUCCAACCCCACGUGCUCGCUGGACGAGGCGUUUGACGCCAUCCUGCAGAACAUGGACAGCGGCCCGCUUGGGGCAGACGCGCGAGCUACGGCUCAGGCUAGCCUGCAGUCACCGUUCGAGCAGCUAUUGGAAGGGAGUGAGUCUCCCAGCCCAGAGCACCACCUCCAGCACCAGCAGCAGCAGCAGCAGCAGCAGCAGCAGCAGCAGCGGCACCCACUGUCACCGUUGCAGCAGGCUCGGCCUAAGUCAGAGCAGGGCAGCAGGGCUGGGCGAAGCAUGGAUGGCGAUGAGGCACGGACGAGCGGGUGGCAGCUUCAGCUGCACAUCCCCCCCAUCCCCCACCGCCAGCAGCAGCAGCAGCGGCAGGAGCAGCAGCAGCAGGAGGGGGGUCAGGUGGGGCUGCGCGGGCUGAAAGCGCGCAGCAGGGCGUUUGUCAACAAGGUGAUGACCAAGCUGAAUGGGCGCGCUGGCAUGGGCAGCAGUCCAGUGUCAGUGAGCAUUAUGAGCAACCAGCUGGGGCCUGUCAGGAGUGCGGAGGUGGGCAUGGUGGGCUCGCCUCGCAACGCCCAGACCGUGCUUCCUUCCUCCAGAAGCGUGCAGGGCGAGUCAGAGCGCUGGCAGCCGCGGCAAUAG